This is a messenger RNA of Hevea brasiliensis (rubber tree), 2232 nucleotides long. Its product is annotated as LEAF RUST 10 DISEASE-RESISTANCE LOCUS RECEPTOR-LIKE PROTEIN KINASE-like 2.1. Gene Ontology annotation, molecular function: ATP binding; protein kinase activity. The transcript is spliced from 3 exons. The coding region runs from base 256 to 2103 and encodes 615 amino acids. NCBI's taxonomy places the organism in Eukaryota, Viridiplantae, Streptophyta, Magnoliopsida, Malpighiales, Euphorbiaceae. Gene Ontology annotation, biological process: protein phosphorylation. The record is from RefSeq and is a predicted model, not a curated record.
UGAACCCUUUUGGAAGCUUAUCUGAAACAUAAAUAACAAUCAAGCCUUUUUCCUCUGAUUAAAAAAAAAAUCAAGUCUUUUUCUGUUUCAUUAGAGUGAUCCAUACGUUCGUUCCCUUGGGUCCCAUAUCCUCUUAUUCCACAAGUCUAUAUCAGUUCGUUGGUAAAUUGAAAGGGGAUUUAAGUGCCUUGAAGAUUUCAUUUUUUUUUUAUAAUCUAUGAACUUGAUUCUUCCAUUAUUCACUGCGGAUCUGGAAUGGCCUUUGCUUCCUUCUAUCUUAUCUUGCUUCUUUCUCUACUUACGCUUCAUGCUUCUGCUGAAGUAAAAAAUCACCAUCCAAGCUGUCCGCCAUUUAACUGUGGAAAGCUUGGCAGAAUUAGCUUUCCUUUUACUAAUACCACCCACUCAGAUUGCGGCUUCAUUGCGGUGGACGGUUGCAGUGAACCGGUUCAGAGAAUCCAACUGGAGGGGGGAGGAAAGUGGUAUGAAGCUAAAAGUAUAUCUGAAAACAAUACCGUUCAAAUUCAUGAUGAAGAGCUCCAAACCCUCCUGAAAUCCAACCAAUGUUAUGCCUUCAGCAACUUGACUCUUCCAAGCUCUCCUUUUCUCUCAUUUCAAGUUACUCCGAAUUUAACAGUGUUCAAAUGCUGCCAUACUCUUAAUAACACCCCCAGUUCGGAUUCGAACUACACAGGCUGCAAAGAUUAUAAUAUAUUCUAUAAUUAUUUGGGUCAUCGUUUACCUAGCCUUCCUCUUCUAUGUUCAAUUCUUCAGCUCCCAUUUAGCAAGCCUGAGAAACGUAAUAACAUUUUUGAGUUGUUAACAGCUAAUUACUCUCUUGAAAUACAAGUAUCCAGUGCUUGUUACAACUGUUUCAAGCAAGGAGGCCAAUGUGAAUUAGAAAGUAAGAAGUUUCAGUGUACUGCUAAAGUGGGGCACAACGGUCUACUGGUGGUUAGAGCAACUACGGUCACUGCAGCUGUUGGAAUUUUGGCUUUAAGUGUUUUACUCUGUUGCAUAAGAAGAAAGUAUUCAUUGGACAAAUCCAUUUUCACACAGAAGAAGGGAACUCAGAACCAUCAAAGUAUUGAGGCCAUCCUGAAAAACAAUGGACCCCUCGCCCCAAAAAGAUACAGCUAUUCAGAUGUGAGGAACAUGACCAAAUCAUUCAGAGAAAAACUGGGCCAAGGAGGCUAUGGUAGUGUGUUCAAAGGAAAUCUACCUGAUGGUUCUCUUGUGGCGGUGAAGGUCCUGCAUGAAUCAAAAAGUAAUGAAGAAGAAUUCAUCAAUGAAGUUUCCAUUAUCAGCAGAACUUCACAUGUUAACAUUGUCACUCUUCUAGGCUUCUGCUUCGAUGGUCCUAAACGAGCUCUCAUCUACGAGCUCAUGCCAAAUGGAUCUCUGGAGAAGUUCAUACAUAAAGAGAAUGUUCUGAAAGCUGAUUAUCAGCUAGGUUGGCAAAAAUUAUUCCAAAUUGCAGUUGGAAUUGCUCGAGGCUUAGAGUACUUACACCGAGGUUGUAAGACACGAAUUUUGCAUUUGGAUAUAAAGCCUCAUAACAUUCUUCUGGAUGACGAGUUCUGCCCAAAGAUCUCUGAUUUCGGUAUGGCUAAAACAUGUCCAAGCAAAGACAGCAUCAUUUCUACGUUAAGCACGAGAGGGACUGCUGGAUAUAUCGCACCAGAAGUAUUCUGCAGAAACUAUGGAGGUGUCUCUCAUAAGUCUGAUGUUUACAGCUAUGGAAUGUUGGUUCUGGAAAUGGCUGCUGGAAAAAAUAUUAUUGAUGAUGAUGUUGGAGCUUCUCCUGAACAUAUCAGUGAAACAUAUUUUCCUCACCUGAUAUACAAUAAACUUGAACAAGAUAAAGAACUUGGGUUGCAAGGCAUGAUGAAUCAAGAAGACAAGGAAAAUGCAAGGAAGAUUGUAAUAGUAGGCUUGUGGUGCAUUCAAACAGAUCCCUCAAACCGACCCCCAAUGAGCAGAGUAGUGGAAAUGUUGGAAGGAAACCUCGAGUCCUUGCUCAUCCCACCCAAGCCCUUCUUGUCAUCUCCUCCAAGAUCACAAUCCAGUUCAUCAUCUACAAUAGAUUCUUCCAUUUUCUAGACAACUAAUGAAUGUAAUCUUUUUCUUUUUUCCGUCUAAGGGAACAUCACAUCUGAUAGUUGUAGUCUUUUAGACCUGCUAAUGUUUCCUGCUCUUGAAGACAUAAUAAAUUGCAGUUUUUGCUGUUCA